UUCCUUGCCCUCCCCGAAAUCACCCACACCCUCCUUCCAUUCUCUUCGCCGGAGGAGGCAGAGGAGGAGGAGGAGGAGGAGCUCCACGAGGCGGACGGGGGGCCCAAACCCUAGACCCAUCCCCUCCCACCUCCCCUCUCUCUCCUCCUCUCUUCCUGGCCCCUAAACUCCUAUCCGUCUCCUCUCUCGAUCCCCAAUCCCACGCCUCAAAUGGACGCCCCGAAGCUGCUCAUCCGCCCUGUUCCCCCCCGUCCCUCGCUCCUCUCGCGGAUCUCACCCCCGGCCCACCGCCACCACCGCGGAACUCUCUGGAUUCUCGUUGCCGCCGCCGCGGCCAUGGCGGUCGUCAUCUUUCUCCUCAUCGCCUCCCUUAGCUCCCCUUCCCCUCGAUUCGGGAUCGUCAUCGAUGCUGGGAGCUCCGGGACGCGGAUCCAUGUCUUUGGGUUCAAUGGUGAGAGCGGAAUGAUCCCGUCGAUCGAUUGGGGAUCGACGGCCGUGAUGAGGGUCACCCCGGGGCUGUCGGCUUUCUCUGGGGAGCCGGAACGGGCGAGGGCGUCGCUGGCGGAGCUGCUGGAGUUUGCGAAAGGGAGGGUGGCGAAGGAUCAGUGGGGGAAGACGGACGUUAGGCUAAUGGCGACCGCGGGCUUGAGGAUGCUCCCGGUGGAAGUUAGGGACAGUAUAUUGGAGUCCUGCAGGAUGGUCCUGAGGUCUUCUGGGUUCCGCUUCCAAGACGAUUGGGCCUCUGUGAUACCAGGUUCCGAUGAAGGCAUCUAUGCUUGGGUUGCUGCAAAUUAUGCCCUUAAUACUCUAGGAGGUGAUCCUCAAAAAACCACUGGGAUAAUUGAACUUGGUGGGGCUUCGGCACAGGUGACAUUUGUUUCAAAUGAAGCACUGCCUGCAGAGUUCUUGCAUGUGCUUAAGUUUGGGGAAACCACCUAUAACCUUUACAGCAACAGCUUUCUUCAUUAUGGUCAGAAUGCGGCACAUGAAUCACUUCAGAAAUUGCUUCGCUCAAGAAGCCCAAAAGCAUCUGCAGAAUCUGUGCAGGAGGGACUACUCAUAGAUCCUUGUUCUCCUAAAGGAUAUUCAUAUGUUGGGGAACCAGCUGAUGUUCCCAAUUCAAAGCUGGAACAUCAACCCAUUGGUCAGGCAGGUGGUAACUUUUCAGCGUGUCGAUCUGCCGCAUCAAUGCUGCUACAGAAAGAAAAAGAAAACUGCUUGUAUCAGAAGUGCCACAUGGGUUCAACUUUCAUACCUAAGCUACAAGGGAGCUUCGUAGCAACUGAGAAUUUCUUUUUUACCACAAAGUUCUUUGGGCUGAGUCCAACUUCGUCUCUCUCUGAUUUGAUGUUGGCUGGGGAACAAUUCUGUGGAGAAGAUUGGUCAAAGCUUAAAGAGAAGUAUCAUACUCUGGCUGAGGAAGAUUUGUCACGGUAUUGUUUCUCUUCAGCAUACAUAGUGGCUCUACUGCAUGACAGUCUUGGUAUCACUCUGGAUGAUAGGAGGAUUGAGUUUGCAAAUCAGGUGGGUAACAUCCAAGUAGAAUGGGCAUUGGGAGCCUUCAUCAUGCAGACUAUGGCAACUAGGUCAUACCACUCAGGUUGGAUCACUUCUGUGGUCCAACCUGACUCAUUGGUACUGCUGUUUGUGGCCUCCACACUGCUGAUUUUUGCAGCUUGGCUGGCGUCAAAAUGGAGGAGACCCCAGUUGAAGACCAUAUACGACUUGGAGAAAGGUCGUUACAUAGUAACUCGUGUCAACUGAUGCUAACUGUAACACUUCUGCUGACUCUUGGAGCAUGAUUGGUGUGAAAAUGGAGGAACCCCAAUUGAAGACCAUAAGACUCAGAGAAAGAUCGUUACAUUAUGACUUACAUCAGCUGCUGAUCUCUGCUUAUGGAAAGGUCAUCAAUCAGUGGCAGUGGAAGAGAGCUUACAUCUGUAUUAUUAUAUCAAUUCAUUCUACUGGCAUUCCUGAACUUUUUCAUAGAAUUGUGAAGCUAUAGUUGGGGGCCAUUGAGAUUGUAGAGAGUGUCCCCUGUGUAUCCAUAGAAAAAUAUUGCAGUUGCCUUUCUUUGGCUUGUAUAUCAUGUUCCUUGGUUCUCGAGACAGAUAGUCCUGUGAGAAAUGAGAUAGAUGGUUUCGCGUGAAUUGGAAAUGUAAUUUGACAAUCAGAUUAUGUGAUGGGACAACCUUUUCUUUU
This is a messenger RNA of Elaeis guineensis (African oil palm), 2202 nucleotides long. RefSeq names its product probable apyrase 6. Gene Ontology annotation, molecular function: nucleoside diphosphate phosphatase activity. Gene Ontology annotation, cellular component: membrane. The record is from RefSeq and is a predicted model, not a curated record. Gene Ontology annotation, biological process: nucleoside diphosphate catabolic process. NCBI's taxonomy places the organism in Eukaryota, Viridiplantae, Streptophyta, Magnoliopsida, Arecales, Arecaceae.